Molecule: messenger RNA, 261 nt
Organism: Acanthocheilonema viteae
Lineage: Eukaryota; Metazoa; Nematoda; Chromadorea; Rhabditida; Onchocercidae
Source: the annotation of a GenBank genome assembly
AUGAUUCGACGAAGUCCGCGAUUUUGGUUUCUCAACUGUUGUAUUUCGCCACAAUCAGAAAUAGCUCGAAUAAGGAUAGAUCGUUCAAUGAUUGGCGGUCCAAUGGAUUUCCGGCACAUUGGACAUAUGGGUGCAAAUGAUCUCAACGCUACAUUCAACGUGAAUGCAGUAAGUUGCUUGCUUAAAUCAAAAGGUGAUGACUCUUAUUCACUACCGGUACCACAACAUCUUCGGGCAAAUGAUAUACCUAUUAAAGGUUGA